CAUUUGGUGUUUGGUGAGCGCUGAGCGGCUGAGCUAAGUGUAUAAUCUAUGGGCUGAGCGCAAUUAUUUUCAUAGGACAAGUCAGGCAAAGCAAAGCUGAGAGUGCGAUCCAGUGCAAUGAGUGCAAUCAAUGAGCUGAAAUCAUGAACUAUAGCUCUUAAAAUAUAAUAAUAAAAUUACGAUUAGUUCCAACAAAAAAUACUCUUAUUAAUAUUAUGCUCUCUUAGGAGAGUAUUACCUAUAUUUUUUGGACUAAUAUAUUGAAUAUAGGCCAAUCUGAUUCUUAAUAAUACAGCGUUAAUUUACAUAUAUUUUUCUCAAUCUCGAGACUAAUAAUUUGAAUAAUUUUAUGUUUAUUAAUUUCAUAAAACAUUGGUGUGACUACUCGUAUUCAAUUAAAUAACAUAAAAAAUUAAUGAAAAGUGUCUACUUCACAAAAACGUUAAAAUUAAAUUGAAAGCUAUGAGCGAUGAAAAACAGCCACUCCUAACUGGACCAAACAGUCCAGAAAAUGUAAUUGAAAUACAAUCAACCGAACCAGUGAUAAAUGAUGAUGGUCCUUCAACUGAGAAAACAAAAGGCGACUAUUGCCCUGCAUCAGAAAGGUGUUUAGAAUAUCCAACAUCAAACUUUGAUACAAUGAUUCAUCUUCUUAAAGGUAAUAUAGGAACGGGGAUACUAGCUAUGCCUGACGCCUUCAAAAAUGCGGGACUUAUUUUUGGUGUAUUUUGCACAUUGAUUAUGGGUGCUAUGUGCACUCAUUGCAUGCACAUAUUAGUACAGUGUUCUCAUGAACUAUGCAUAAGAAGUGAAAAACCAGCUUUGAGCUUCUCCGAAGUUAUUGAGGACUCGUUUUUGUCAGGACCGAUUGUAUUUCGACCAUAUGCAAAGAAAAUGAGGGCAUUAGUCAAUAUAUUUCUCGUUAUAACGCAACUGGGAUUUUGCUGUGUGUAUUUUUUAUUUGUCGCUACUAACCUUCAAGAUACAAUGCAUUUAUUUCGUAUAAAUCUAAGCGUACAUUUGUACCUGACUCUGUUAUUUCCGCUAAUCGUCGCAUUAGCUAUGGUAAAAAAUUUAAAAUAUUUAACACCAGUGUCUCUGGUGGCAUCCAUAAUGACAGCUUGGGGCCUAGCUAUCACGUUCUACUAUAUUCUUCAAGAUUUGCCGCACUCUAAAGAAGUGAACCCGAUAGCCACAUGGCACCAGUUACCAUUGUAUUUCGGUACAGCAAUAUAUGCGUUCGAAGGAAUUGGAGUGGUAUUACCUCUGGAAAAUAACAUGAAAACUCCUGAAGACUUUGGUGGAUGGAACGGCGUUCUGAACACGGGUAUGGUCAUAGUGGCAGCUCUGUACACCGCAGUUGGAUUCUUUGGUUAUUUAAAAUACGGAGACAGCGUCCAAGGUAGCAUAACUCUGAAUUUACCGAAUACUUUAUUGGCCCAAAGCGUUCGUUUUGUGAUGGCAGCUGCUAUAUUUUUGUCUUACGGCCUUCAAUUUUACGUGCCAAUGAACAUUGUUUGGCCCUACGUGAAAUCUAAGCUUUCAUCGGAAAAUGCUUUAAAGCACGGCGAGGCGAUGACCCGUAUCGCCCUAAUUUCAAUAACGUUUUUGGCUGCAGCGAUGAUUCCGAACUUGAGUGGAAUAAUUUCAUUGGUUGGCGCGUUCAGUAGCUCUGCGCUCGCACUCAUAUUUCCACCACUGAUCGAGAUCAUGACGUUUUGGCCGGAUCAGCUCGGGAAAAACGAUUGGAAAUUUUGGAAAGAUAUCGUCAUUAUUGUUUUCGGUGUAACAGGUUUCCUGUUCGGUACUUAUACUAGUAUAGAGAAUAUAUUAAUAAAAUCUUAAAUUAUUUAAAUUUUAUUACAAUUCUAUAUAAUCGAAUAAUGACAUGAAUAACUAACUACCAAAGAUUUAUUAUGAAUAUAAUCAUGACAAUAAAAUUUUGUAGCGUUCUGCUUUUGUGGCUAUUAUUAUUAUGAAACAUUAAAUAUUCUGAAUAUGAUAAGAAAAAAUAUAAAGUAAUAUAUAAUAUUAUGAUGUAUUAUUACUAGAUUAAAUAAUAUUAUUUUGACUUAGAUUUUAAUAUGAUUAAUAGAAAAAGAUUAUGAUAAAAAAAAAAAACUAGUACCUGGCUGUUUAAAAUGUUUAAUAACAUUAUGUAACAUAAUGUGAUAUACUUUGCGAAUGUAAAUGUUUUACUUUUAUUAUUUUUUAUAAUACUAUUCUAAUUUUAUUAAAGUUUAUAUUUUAUUUUAUUACUGUUAGUACGUGACUAUGUGAUAAUUACAUAAAAUGUAAAACAUUAAUGGUUUACUGUUAUUAAUUUUAUUAGUUCAUAUUAUUUAACUAACGUCUUCGUUAAUUGUUCAUUAUAACCACAUUGUGAAGCUGUUUCUACAUUUGUAUUUAUAUUCUCUGUCUAAUUGACGAUCUCGUAAUAAUUUGGUUAUUAUUAAUGGCUCUAACUAAACACUCGGCAAAUGAAAAUUUGGUUGAAUUUCUUUUGUAACAACUGCAUAAAAUGUCAUAAUAUCAUAGGAUUGCAUAAUAAUUUUUGACACUAAAACACAUAACGCACCGUUUUUUGUCCAAUAUUAUGACUGUAAGAAAAAUCUUACGUCGAUGACUGCAACUACAAUGCACAAUCAUAACAUUUUCACAUCCGAAUCCCACGUUUGUGGAGGUACAAUGUAAGAUUUAGAAUAAUGUAUGAACCAUUUUUAUUGUAUGGGUCAUGAUAUAAUAUUAUAGCUAGAUUAUGUAUUAGCCUGCUAUUUAUGUGUAUUUAAAUAUAGAAUUUCUUAUUAAAUGUCAUCAUAGUAUGACUGUCUUAACAAAAUUUGCCGAAUAUUUAUUCUAAUUACAAUAAAGUAAUUUAAAUUGAAUAUGUAAUAAGAUCUAAGUAAUAUGACAUUUUAAAAAUAUUUUAAAUGUGAAAGAUAAAACGACGGAUUUAUUUUCGCAUAUAAAAAAGAUAUUUGACGAGUUGAGAUUAGACACUGACUGUUAUAGUAUUCAGAGAACAUAUUGUUUUCUUUAGAUAUAAUCUAAAAUUGCAUUUAUAAAUCUAAAUUCGUUCCUGUUACUGUUGAAAUUAUUUUAAGCUUACAUAAUUGUAUAUCAAAGCUUACAUAUAUCUUAUUUUAGUUAGAACGAUUAUAUGUAUAUUCUGUCGUUUGUUCAUUGGACGGCAUGAGCUAAUAAUAUUAUAUUAUUAAGACAAAAUUAUGUGUGUUAACCAAUUCGAUUUAGUCAUUUCAUAAUAAGCUCGUGAAAAGAAAAUGCAAUUGUGCUUUUGUUUUAAAAAUAUACGCACUAAAAAAUUAA
Bombyx mori (domestic silkworm) is the source of this 3327-nucleotide messenger RNA. Its product is annotated as proton-coupled amino acid transporter 2. Gene Ontology annotation, molecular function: L-amino acid transmembrane transporter activity. NCBI's taxonomy places the organism in Eukaryota, Metazoa, Arthropoda, Insecta, Lepidoptera, Bombycidae. The transcript has 6 exons. The record is from RefSeq and is a predicted model, not a curated record. Gene Ontology annotation, biological process: amino acid transmembrane transport. Bases 463 to 1845 code for a protein of 460 amino acids.